AUGCCGAAAGCACGUACAACUCGAUUGCAGCCUAACUCAAUUCUACGACGCCAAUAUAAAAAGGAGACCCAAAUUAUACCUGACUGGGAACAAACAAACGACAAGUUUAGGCGAGCCGAAAAGCGUCUCCCAGAGCUUGCUGCAGAAGCUUUGCUAAAACUUCAAAAAGUCUCUGCGUACAAACAAACACGAUCGCUAGUAACAAUCGACAUCUUGCUUCCUCUCUCGAAAUCUUCUUUGGAUAAACUCAAGGAGUGGGAUAGCCCAAUUGGACGUGCUGCAAAGGCAUUUGAUGAUUCAAUAACGUCUGUUCAAAAGAAAAUUGGAGGGGAGCAAGUACCUGAAAUUUUUGGUAAUGAGCUUAAGUUAAGAAUAAUUUGCUAUUUGAGAGGAGAACAACGACAUAAAAACGCUGUGAGUGAGGCGUGCCAGCGACUCCACGGGCAUAAUGAGCAGCAAGCUGUUCAAGAAGAAAACGAGAUGCGAAACUCGCUUAUUCAACUCUUUGAGGAUUGUGGAAAUCCGACCAAGACUAAUCAACAAAGCCAUCUGCUCCAAAUUUGUGACGAGCUUAGCAGAAAGACGUUAGAUCUCGAGGAGGCAACACAGGAUUUAAUUACAUUUCGAGAGCAACUCCAACAAAGAUUACAAGAUGGCGGCAAAGUUGAGCAACAAGACAUUGACAAGGCUGCAAAAAUAAUCCGUAAAGGAGGUCUCGGUAUGCCUAGGAGCAGUGAUGAGGAUUGGGCUACCGAAAUGGCCGCAUGGUAUCUCGGUGCUGUAAUAACUUCGGCUGAGCCAAACGAAAACAACCAGCCAGAGUGUCAAGCUAUGCCGACGUGGGCUACUGAAACAUGGGUUACGGCGCAGGACAUUCCAAAAGACAGGAUAGCCUCGCUGGAGGCAUUUUAUAUUAUUUCGAAUGGACCGUAUAAAGAUACUUACGGUGCUGAAGAUCAACUGAGGGGAAACGAGAAGUGUUGGUCGGCUUCGGGCCUUCGGGCAUCCAAACCAAUUGAUUGGGAUAAACUAUCUGCCGCGCUGGUCUAUGUCAACAAAAGUAUUGGAACUUGGCGAGUCACAUGUAAAGCAUGCGAGUCUGAAAGGAUUCAAGAAUGGCAGCUCAGAUGCGGUUCUACCAAAGCUUCAAGCGCGGUCUAA
This is a messenger RNA of Metarhizium brunneum ARSEF 3297, 1161 nucleotides long. RefSeq lists its product as uncharacterized. The record is from RefSeq and is a predicted model, not a curated record. NCBI's taxonomy places the organism in Eukaryota, Fungi, Ascomycota, Sordariomycetes, Hypocreales, Clavicipitaceae.